AUGGCAAGUAAAUUUUGUUUUCAAGCCUUGGAUAAAACUUUGAGGGAUGUAAUGAGUACAUAUGGUAAUUCUAAGAAGGUAUUCGGUGGUAAGGUUGUCGUCUUUGGCGGAGAUUUCAGACAAAUCUUACCUAUUAUUCCUAGAGGGAAUCAAUCGGAUAGUGUUCACUUUGCGAUCAAUGCAUCUUACAUUUGGGAUUCAGUGAAGGGCAAGAUCUCCGAGCCAAAUGAUGGAUAUGCCGACAUUGAAAUUCCAAGGGACAUCUUAAUUGAAGACUUCUGUGACCCUAUUGUUGCCAUUGUGGAUAGUACUUACCCUUCUUUCCUGGAUAAUUACCAAUCAUACGACUACCUCAAAAGUCAGGCUAUUUUAGCAUCAACCAUUGAAGUUGUUAAUCAAAUAAAUAAUCGUAUCCUUAACUUGAUGCCAGGUGAAUCAAAGGAAUAUUAUAGUUCUAACACAGUCGAUAGAUCAGAAAUUCAUGAUAAUAACAUCCUUGAGGUUCUAAGUCCUGAAUUUCUCAGCUCUUUGCGAACUUCUGGAUUGCCAAACCACCACAUAACAUUAAAGGUUGGAUGCCCAAUUAUGCUUAUGCGGAACAUUGAUCAGUCCGAAGGUUUGUGCAAUGGUACUAGGUUAAUUGUUACAAAAAUGGGAAAUCACGUACUUGAAGCUCAAAUAAUGAGGGGGGGAGGACAUGGAAAAGUUACCUACAUCCCAAGGAUGGAUAUGUCACCUUCACAAUCACCCUGGCCUUUCAAGUUGAGUAGGAGACAAUUCCCAAUCAUUGUGUCUUAUGCAAUGAUCAUCAACAAAUCUCAAGGACAAUCGUUGGAUUGGGUUGGAUUAUAUAUUCCUAAAGAUGUAUUUAGUCAUGGGCAAUUAUAUGUGGCUAUAUCAAGGGUGACAAGUAAGAAAGGAAUAAAGAUUUUGAUUCACGACGAUGAUAACAACCCAAAGUCGUCUACUUCAAACGUAGUAUACAAAGAGGUCUUUGCCAAUAUCUAA
Vicia villosa (hairy vetch) is the source of this 1008-nucleotide messenger RNA. RefSeq lists its product as uncharacterized. The record is from RefSeq and is a predicted model, not a curated record. The transcript has 3 exons. Gene Ontology annotation, biological process: telomere maintenance; DNA repair. Gene Ontology annotation, molecular function: DNA helicase activity. Lineage: Eukaryota; Viridiplantae; Streptophyta; Magnoliopsida; Fabales; Fabaceae. The coding region runs from base 1 to 1008 and encodes 335 amino acids.